Molecule: messenger RNA, 3248 nt
Organism: Cuscuta campestris
Lineage: Eukaryota; Viridiplantae; Streptophyta; Magnoliopsida; Solanales; Convolvulaceae
Source: the annotation of a GenBank genome assembly
CUCUCGGGAGGCUGGAUUAGCCACAAGUUGUGGUGAACCAGGGUAAAUUCGGUGUGCCUCUUACUCUUCUCUUUACAUAUCUUUUAAUUUUUUAAUUCCUGCGAUCUCUACAAUCAAACGCUAUUCACCCCCCCUCUAGCGUUGGUUUAUUAUUCUAACAAUUGGUAUCAGAGCCUAACUCGCGUCCAAACUUAACCGUUUGAGAGUAAAGCGAUCAUGGGUUCUUCUUAUAGAAAUCUUUAUGCAGGAAUUGGAGAAGGUCAAUCAACCUCUAGGCCACCGCUGUUUGAUGGCACCAACUAUACAUAUUGGAAAGAGCGGAUGAGAAUCUAUAUCCGCUCAACCAACGUCCAGUUGUGGUUGGUCAUCAAAAACAGCGAAGAAACGCCAAUGAAGAAGGUCGGUGAAAAACUCAUCCCAAAGACCGAGGACGAAUUUGAUGCUGAGGACAUCAAAAAGGUGGAGAACUACGCCAAGGCAAUUGACAUGCUGUACUGCGCGGUCAACCCAGAUGAUUAUUGCAUGAUCUCUUGCUGCACCACUGCCAAAGAAAUGUGGGACAAGCUGGAGGUCACAUAUGAAGGUACGGACCAAGUUCGGGAAGCCAAAAUUGACUUCCUAACGCAGGAGUACGAAAUGUUUAGGAUGAAGGAAGGCGAAAAGAUCAAUGACAUGUUCGAUCGGUUCUCAAAGAUCAUCAACUACCUUCACGCUCUCAAGAAGACUUACGCCAACAAGGAUCUCGUGAGAAAAAUCCUGCGGAGUCUCACACCUGAAUGGAGAUCAAAGACGGACGCAAUCUACGAAUCCAUCGGAGUCGCAAAUGUCACCAUCGACGGGCUAAGAGGUAACCUCAAAACUUAUGAACCCACUAUUCUAACCCUGUCUUUGGAUGAACAAAAGAAGAAAGGAAUAGCGUUGAAAGCAACCAAGGAGACCGUGGAAGAAGUCUCAAGCGACGACGACAACGAGUUCGGACUCGUCAUCAAGAAAUUCCACAAAUUCAUGAAAAAGGAAUUUGAGCGCAAAGGAAGAAAGCACGAAGGUCCCCCAAAGUGCUAUGGCUGUGGCGAAAUAGGCCACAUCAAGCCGAGGUGUCCAAAAGGCAAAAGCGGCAAGGACAAACCUGGCUUCAAAAAGCAACGUGCCUAUAUCUCAUGGGGUGGCGACUCCGGCGACGAGUCAACUGACCAACAAGAGGAAGAAGCCGCCAACCUCUGUCUCAUGGCACACGAAGACCACGCCGACGAAGAACAAGAGGUGUGCUUGAAGGCGUCGAGUGUACUUUGGUACCUUGAUAGCGGAUGCUCCAAGAACAUGACCGGAGAUGCAUCCAAGUUCCUACAAAUCAAACCCGCUAAAGGAGGAAACGUAGUCUUUGGAGAUAAUAGCAAGGGAAAAAUUAUCGGUGUCGGUUCAGUAGAUUCACUAGAGAGGAUACACAUCGAAGACAAUGAAGAGAACACGGGAAUAUACACCAACACGCAGCCGCAAAUUGGGGAGAUGCCUCAAGCAACUAACCAAGAGCUGCCCACCCGCGGUGACGACAUCGCGUCGUAUGGUGGCGGCGAUUGGAUCCUCAACAACGAGGCCGUCGUCAUCCUUGAGCUCGGGAUCACCAACUUGAUCCGUCACAGCGGCGCCCCAACGAUCCACUCGGCCCCAUCGGAGAAGCGCCUCCUACUCUACAUCCUCACCCGGAUCCUCCGCCCCCGGGAUGGCAGCCACACCUCGCUCUUCAACGACGACUUGAGGGCAAUUCAUGCGAUCAUGCACGGCGCCUCCAUCAAUUGGGCGAAAUACGUCAUGAUUCACAUGACAGAUUGCUCCUCCAUUCUCCACGAGCGGAGCUUGCCAUAUGCUUUCCUCGUCAUGGACCUCAUUGUCUCCGCCGACAUCCACAUCACCGGGCCGAGCACGAAGAUGACGAAGCUUUGGGUCAUCACCGACAAUACCUUCAAGAAGAAGUCUGGAAACCGAAACGGGGUAGGCGUGGGAAUGGUUAGGGCAGUUUGUGGAGGGAUGAGGGGCAAGGUUUUGGAAGAGUUAGGAGGCAGGGGUAUUGAGAGGGUUUUGGGGUUCUUUUGGGCAGGGGUUAGAGACAAAAAAGAGGUGGUUAUUGAGGAGUAUUGGGGCAUGGGUAUUGAGGUGAUAUUGGGGACAAUUUGGGCAGUAGUUGUGGAAGGAAUUGGAGAAGGUCAAUCAACCUCUAGGCCACCACUCUUUGAUGGCACCAACUACUCUUAUUGGAAGGAACGGAUGAGAAUCUAUAUUCGUUCCACCAACUUCCAAUUGUGGUUGGUGAUAAAAAAUGGCAAAGAAACCCCUAUGAAGAAAGUGGGAGAAACCACGGUCCCAAAGACCGAAAACGAAUUUGAUGCCGAGGACAUCAAGAAGAUUGAAAACUAUGCAAAGGAGGUGAGAAAAGGUGAGAAAAUUGAUGACAUGUUCGACCGGUUCUCAAAGAUCAUCAACGAUCUUCAUGCUCUCAAAAAGACUUACACCAACAAGGAUCUCGUGAGGAAAAUCCUGCGGAGCCUCACACCCGAAUGGAGGUCUAAAGCCGAUGCAAUCUAUGAAUCCAUUGGAGUCUCCAACGUCACCAUCGACGGGCUAAGAGGUAACCUUAAAACCUAUGAAUCUACUAUUCUAACCCCGUCUUUGGAUGAACAAAAGAAAAAGGGGAUAGCUCUCAAAGCUACCAAGGAACCGGUGGAAGAGCCUUCAAGCGAUGACGACAAUGAAUUCGGGCUCGUCAUCAAGAAGUUCCACAAGUUCAUGAAGAAGGAAUUUGAGCGGAAGGGAAGGAAGCACGACGGUCCUCCCAAGUGUUACGGUUGUGGCGAGACUGGCCACAUCAAGCCAAGUUGUCCAAAGGCUAAACACGGCAAGGAUAAGCCUGGCUUCAAGAAGCAAAGGGCCUACAUCUCUUGGGGUGGCGAUUCCGGCGACGAAUCAACCGACGAAGAGGAGGACGAAGCUGCAAAUCUUUGCCUCAUGGCGCACGAAUAUCAAAGCGACGACGUCCAAGAGACCUUGCCCCUACUCGAAAGUAGAGAGGCUGUUUCCAAAGAGACCCCCGGCUCAACGUCGAAAGUUGCAUUGCUUGACUAACUGCUACUUCAUUAAUUAAAGAAGCGCAAAUAGUUUAGAUAUCCAUUUUGAUUUAUUCCAUCACACCCCAAAGCCAAAAACAGGUGAAAUUUUGGCUCCAUCGGAGAUGAUGGAAAUAAUGUGGGUCUUGUAAG